Iphiclides podalirius (scarce swallowtail) is the source of this 474-nucleotide messenger RNA. NCBI's taxonomy places the organism in Eukaryota, Metazoa, Arthropoda, Insecta, Lepidoptera, Papilionidae. The record is from the annotation of a GenBank genome assembly.
AUGAGAUCUAGACUUUUUGCUGAACGUGAUUUGGAUUAUAAACGGGCGGUGGAGCUAGCCCUGGCGUUAGAAGCGGCUGAUAGGCAUGCAGCAACGUCAGCGGUCAGCGGCAGCAUUGCCACAGUUCCAUCCGAUGGCAUCCAUCGCGUGGCAGCGGUGGCAGGGAAGCGCGAGCUACAUCGUGCGGCCGAUGCGCGCGUUUCAUCUACACCGGCAGCGUCCCCCGGGGCGGCAGCGGUGCGACGUAGCCCAUGUCCGCGGUGUGGCAGAGUUGGUCAUGUGGCAGCCAGGUGCCGUUUCAAGGUGUAUCAUUGUGAUAAGUGCGGUGAGAAAGGACAUUUACAAGUUAUGUGCCGUAAGUUCGAAGGUGAUCGCGAAUCAGAACAAUUAAGAACAACUAAAGCUACAGCCCUGGUGCCUAGUUUGCCAGGCGCCAGGGGCGCGAGGGUAAAAAGGGGCGCGCGGGUGGAGUUG